AUGCAGCAGACCCGCCAAUCCAAGCUGAUCGCGCCGAACGACCACGGUCUGGUGACGAUGCCGUCCGGAAGCAUGCGGAUCGUGCAACUGCGGCCCGGCGGAGUGAUUAAUUUAGGCAAGUUUGGCCAUUUUUUGGUCGACCAGACGUUUGGGUACGCCUAUGGCCAGGCUUUUGAGAUCAUCGAGGAGAAAAAAGUGGUUCCCGUGAAAGAUUUGAGCACAGAGUUCGAAGAGAGCCGCGAGGCCACGCCUGGACCCGUGGUUCCCGAUUUCAAGAGCUCGGCAAACAACAAAGACUUGGUGGAUCUUGGACAGAAGAUCCAAGGCCUUACUGCACAGGAUAUUGAGAAAAUGAAGAAAGAAGGUGAAGGAAACGCCGUGGCGCGCCAGAUCAUCGAGAAAAUGAUCCAGAGCCACGAGGCGUUCGAUAAAAAGACGCUCUUCUCGCAGGAAAAGUAUCUGACCAGAAAACAGAAGAAGUUCACCAGACGGUUCCAGAUCGACUAUCUGAGCUCGUCGGCGUUGGUGAAGUACUACUACCAAGAGAAGGAUCCGCAGAGAGUGCUGGAUCUGAGCGAAGAGACUCUUGGAUUAAUGAUGAGCCACGCAAACAUUAUGCCUGGUGGCAGCUAUUUAGUGUUGGACGAGACUGGAGGACUGUUGGUGUACGCUAUCUUGGAAAGAAUGCAGGGCCAGGGCUCUGUGGUUUGGUUGCACGAGAACGACCAGCCAAACACGUGGAUUCUAAAACAGAGCGGGUACAGCGAGACGCAGCUGGAUGAGAUGAUUCGGCCGAUCAGUUUUCUGGAGUUCUUUGAGCCAGAGAGCCACACGGGGCCGGUUUUCAAGUUCACGGAGCAGGAGGUGGCCGAGAUGUCGCAGUCGCGCAAACAGUCAUACCUGAGACGGCUGGCCAAGGCAGACAAGUUGCAACAAACGGUCGACAUGGUGACCCGGAACGAGCUCGAUGCGUUGGUGAGCAUGUCCACGUUGAACCCAAGCACGCUGAUUCCUCGAGUUCUGGAAAGACUGGCUGGCUCGCGGCCUGUGGUGGCAUACCACCAGUACAAGGAGAUGUUGAUCGAGCUAGACCACAUUUUGCAGAAGGACAAGCGUGUGAUCAUGACUAGCAUCGCAGAAACAAAGGUCAGACGGUUCCAGACCGUGCCGGGAAAGAUGCAUCCGUUGAUGACAUCGCGAGCCGGGGGUGGCUAUGUGUUUGUCGGGCUGAGGGUGUUGCCCGCGGAGGGGGUGCAGGCCGUUGGACGGGGCAAGAAGCGGAAAACCGAGGAGACCUGA
Ogataea philodendri is the source of this 1299-nucleotide messenger RNA. RefSeq lists its product as uncharacterized. Gene Ontology annotation, biological process: tRNA methylation. The transcript has a single exon. Lineage: Eukaryota; Fungi; Ascomycota; Pichiomycetes; Pichiales; Pichiaceae. The coding region runs from base 1 to 1299 and encodes 432 amino acids. Gene Ontology annotation, cellular component: nucleus; tRNA (m1A) methyltransferase complex. The record is from RefSeq and is a predicted model, not a curated record.